Molecule: messenger RNA, 1715 nt
Organism: Jaculus jaculus (lesser Egyptian jerboa)
Lineage: Eukaryota; Metazoa; Chordata; Mammalia; Rodentia; Dipodidae
Gene: Dcakd
Product: dephospho-CoA kinase domain containing
Exons: 5
Coding region: 196-891 (231 amino acids)
Biological process (GO): coenzyme A biosynthetic process
Molecular function (GO): ATP binding; dephospho-CoA kinase activity
Source: RefSeq, a predicted model, not a curated record
UCUGCGUGCGCGCGCCCGAGGCCCGCCCGCGUGCGGAGGAGUGAGCCAGUAAGCGCGGCGGAGAUUGGGCGGGCGGCUGUGGCCGAGGCCGAGUCAGAAUCCCGGUCCUUCUGGGGUUUCUCUGGUUCGCUUGGUGGGCGUGCCCUCCUGUCCAGCUCCUGGCUUCUUGUGUGGCUGAUCUCCUUUCCUGGGAAGAUGUUCCUCGUAGGCCUCACAGGGGGUAUUGCCUCAGGCAAGAGCUCCGUGAUCCAGGUGUUCCAGCAACUGGGCUGUGCCGUGAUUGAUGUGGAUGUCAUUGCCCGGCAUGUUGUCCAGCCAGGAUACCCUGCCCACCGGCGUAUUGUGGAGGCCUUUGGUACUGAGGUCUUGCUGGAGAAUGGUGACAUAGAUCGGAAGGCCCUCGGGGACCUGAUCUUUAAGCAGCCUGACCGGCGGCAACUGCUCAACUCCAUCACUCACCCUGAGAUCCGCAAGGAAAUGAUGAAGGAGACCUUCAAGUACUUCCUCCGUGGGUUCCGCUAUGCCAUUCUGGACAUCCCCCUGCUGUUUGAGACCAAGAAGCUGCUCAAGUACAUGAGGCACACUGUGGUUGUGUACUGUGAUCGAGACACUCAGCUGGCAAGGCUGAUGAAGCGGAACAGCCUGAACCGUGAGGACGCAGAGGCGCGCAUCAAGGCCCAGCUGCCCCUGAAGGACAAAGCCCGCAUGGCCGACCAUGUUCUAGACAACUCUGGCGAGUGGAGCAUCACCAAACGCCAGGUUGUCCUCUUGCAUGCCAAGUUGGAGCGAUCUCUGGAGUACCUGCCACUGAGGCUUGGGGUCCUCACGGGUCUGGCUGGUAUUGUCAGUCUCCUCUAUCUGCUCACCCGCUACCUUCUGCCUUCCCCAUAACUGGGCACACAAGGCAGGGAGCCCCAGGUCUCUUCCUCCUUGGAGGUCUAAAUCAAGAACCAUACCACACCUUCCACACUCACAUGCACAGUGAAUCUGGGCCUGGCCCCUGUGUUGGACCUGCUCUUUCUUGGAGUGUGUCCUGCCUGAGGCUGAGAGGGAAAGAAGCGCCCACUGUUCAUAGGUGCUCUUCCUCCCCAGAAUCAUCACAGAGCAGUGUCUACAGUGUCCCUGGCCCUCACCAGUGCUUACAGCUAGGUGGCAAACAGUUCCUUGGGCUUGAGCCUUCUCUGAGCACCUGCCCCACUAUGGUCAGAUCUCCCUUCUGGACCAGGUGCAUCACCCUCAGACAGGGCUGUCCCCUGGGUUGAAGCCUUUGCCAGGGUGCAGUGCAAAUCAUGUGUGGGAGUGUUAUGGCCAGAUGGAGGUGGGCUUGUGGGAACAUCCACCUCCGCAUAGGGCUUUCUUUCAUUCUCCCCACACCCUGUGUAGCUACUAUCUCCCACCCCUCUGCCUCCUGUCCCUCCACUUGCAGUACAAUGUGGAUCCUGUGCUGUCUCACCUCUGUGCCUUCCCCAGUGCUCCCUGGUCUGGCGUUGUUUUCCUUCGGGCAGUUGGCUGACCUGGCUCAAGCUAAGUAAGGUGCUCUGGAAUGUCACCCUUUGGUUUUAUCUUAAUUAUGUACAGUAAUGGACCAGAAGCUGGUGGGUGUCUCCUGCUAGACUGUAAGCCUCUUGAAGGCAGGCUAUCUUACUCACCUCUGUGCUCUAACAUACAGCCUUUUUGCAGUUGGUGCUCAAUAAAUUGUACUGAUCUGAAAUGUC